This is a messenger RNA of Acanthopagrus latus (yellowfin seabream), 8218 nucleotides long. RefSeq names its product ubiquitin specific peptidase 43a (gene usp43a). NCBI's taxonomy places the organism in Eukaryota, Metazoa, Chordata, Actinopteri, Spariformes, Sparidae. The transcript is spliced from 16 exons. Gene Ontology annotation, molecular function: cysteine-type deubiquitinase activity. The record is from RefSeq and is a predicted model, not a curated record. Gene Ontology annotation, biological process: protein deubiquitination. Bases 291 to 3977 code for a protein of 1228 amino acids.
AGGGAGGAGGGGGGGGGCAGCUCAUCUGGGUGCUGACCGGACACACUGUCACCCGUCAAAACGCGCGGACCGCACUGGGAAAAAUGACCGGGAUGUCAAGGGAAUAACACCAGUAAUCAUGUGCCUUACUGGCACCGAGUCGGUGCCACCUCAGCGGUAAGUGGAGAGAGGGAAAGAAGAGGAGGACGAGGAGGAGGAGGAGGAGGAGGAGGAGGGGUAGACAGCCUGGCAGACAGGUGCGACUCCACAGCCCGAUUCAUUCUCUCGCGCUACUAUUAAGUAAUAGAGCCAUGGAUGGCCGCAAGGAAAACAAGGUAAGGAACGCCAUGAAACCCAAGACGACGAAGCGAAAGGAGAAGAAAUACAAAGCCGGGAGGUUCGUGAGGAGGAAAUCGCUGCGAUCUUUCGGGAAUUUCAUGGGAAGGAUCCUUAAAACUUUGGGCACUUUGGCGCACUUUGGCGACGCGGAGCCUCCGGACGCGGAGGACGACGACGGCGGCUUCGGGCAGAGCGCGUCCGGGGGUUUCAAAGACGACUGCGCGCAGGUCUCCAGAGAGGGGACCGUGAAGAAGAGCUCCUCGGCGCUGUCCUCGUCGCACGGCUCGGUGAAGGACAGGCUGUCGUGGUGCCACGGCGACAAGACCCCCGGCGUGCUGGGACUGAAGAACCACGGCAACACCUGUUUCAUGAACGCCGUGGUCCAGUGCCUCAGCAACACGGACCUGCUGGCAGAGUACCUCGGGCUGGAGCAGUACAAGUCGGACGUGUGCCACGGGAGGGUGAACGGGGAGGUGAGGGGAGAGGAGCGGCAGAGCGCCAGGGGAGAGGUGACCGAGCAGCUGGCGUCGCUGGUUCGAGCGCUGUGGACGCUGGAGUACACGCCGCAGCUGUCCGUGGAGUUCAAGAGCAUCGUGGCCAAGUACAGCUCGCAGUUUCGGGGAAACUCUCAGCACGACGCCCUCGAGUUCCUCCUCUGGCUUUUGGACAGUGUGCACGAAGACGCCAACUCCAGCCCAAACAAGAACAGCAGCAGCAAGACCAAAGCGAACGCCAAGGGACCCAGUUCAUUGGGGGAUCCGUCUAAUCCCAGUACAGCAAGCACACAGCAGCCUCGAGACCGACACAGUUUUGUCCAGGAACAUUUCCAGGCUCAGUACAGGUCUUCUCUGACGUGCCCUCAUUGCCUUAAGCAGAGCAACACCUUCGACCCGUUUUUAUGUAUCUCCCUGCCGAUCCCCCUACGACAAACCAGGUCGAUGUGCGUGACGCUGGUGUUCAGUACGAAGGGGCAGAGGUACCUGCGAGUGGGGCUGGCUGUGCCUCUCUUUGGUUCCCUGUCCUGUCUAAGAGCCAUGGUGGCAGAGGAGGGAAACAUCUCCCCGGACCAGGUCAUCCUAUCGGAGCUGUACUCCACGGGUUUCCAGCGUUCCUUCGCAGAUGAUGACGACCUGACGGCAAUUGCCGAUAGUGAUGUCGUCUAUGCCUUUCAGGCUCCUCCCCUCUACGGUCGUGGAGGCUCCAACGCACCGCACUCAGGGUAUCACCACAGCCUCCCCUCCUCCCCCUACACCUCUUCGGGUGCAUCUGAUGGUCAGAGGUUACCUCCAAAUGGCACCCUCUCCUCUGAAUACCUGAACCAGGGCGUCUCCUCGAAGGUCCUCCUCCUCAUCUGCAACACUGCAGGAUCUGGCCAGCAGGCUGUCAGGUUUGGACCUCCAUUUCUCAUGCGGGAGGACAGGAGCAUCUCCUGGGACCAGUUGCAGCAGAGCAUCCUCAGCAAGCUCUAUUAUCUGAUGCUGAACGGUUCUCAGGCUCAGAAUGCUGGGGUGCUGUUUAAGAUCCGAGUGGUGGGGGGAUCGGCAGCCUAUAGCUACUUGUCCCCGCAGGACAGCAGGCCGCUCUGCCACCCUGCAGUUGACAGAGCCCUGAAGUUCCUCGGCCCUGGUGGACCUCCCCAUGUGAAGCUUGUCAUCGAGUGGGAGCAUAAAACUAAGGAAUGUCUGUUUGGCAGCAUCCAGGAGGAGGUGGUGAAGGAUGCGGAGAGCGUGAGGAACCAGCAGCAGCAGCACCUGCAGCAGCAUAGCUGUACCUUAGACGAGUGCUUCCAGCUCUACACCAAAGAGGAACAGCUUGCCCCCGAUGACGCCUGGAAAUGUCCCCACUGCAAGCAGCUUCAGCAGGGCAUGGUGAAGAUGAGCCUGUGGACUCUACCCGACAUCCUGAUCCUCCAUCUCAAGCGAUUUCGACAGGUGGGCGAGCGGAGGAACAAGCUUUCAACCCUGGUACGUUUCCCCCUGACUGGUUUGGACAUGGCCCCCCAUGUAGUUAAGAGGAGUCAAAGCAUGAAGAACCUGAAUUUAGGGGCCUGGCCACCUUCCUGGAAGCAGCCCUCAGGCCAAAACCACCAACCUGCCGACAUGAUCCUCCCCCAUGACUAUCUGUACGACCUGUACGCUGUGUGCAACCAUCAUGGUGGAAUGCACGGAGGACAUUAUACUGCUUACUGCAGGAACUCGGUGGACGGACAGUGGUACAGCUACGACGACAGCAGCGUUGACCUGGUGCAAGAGGAAGAGGUAUGCACGAGAGGAGCCUACAUCCUUUUCUACCAGAGACGCAACACCAUUCCUCCGUGGUCAGCCAGUUGCUCCGUCAGAGGUUCUACAAGUUCGUCAAUGUCAGACCACUGGCUGAUCCGGCUGACAGGGGACAGUAAGAGAGGCAGCCUGGUGUCUCGAUCAUCUACCAUCUGCCCGUCGUCCUUACCUGACUCGCCUGAGUCACCUGUCUUCCUCGACAGUGACUCUAGAGAGGAAAAAGGGGGGUUUGAGAGCAGGCCAUUCAUAAGAGGUCUUCAGGGACGCAGCGUGAGCAUGAGAACCCCCAGCAAAACCAAGGACACCCUCAGCAAAGUGCUUCCCCUGCGCUGGUCAUUCGGUGCCAAGGACAGACGGAAACCUGACACAGUGCCUCCACCUGUCCAAGAUCCUGCCCCUGUGGAGCUGGUGCAGUACUUGGAAUCUGGCCGCCGGCCCCGGUGCACAAAAGACCCAAUAGUAACAUUGAUGAGUGAACCGCGCGGCGCCAAGGAAGCUGCUGAGGGCCGCGCUGUGACCAGUGUCCGAUCUUCCAGCGUUGGGAGCAUCAGUUGUGUGGGUAGUCAUGGCGAGGGGUCUCCACAAGUCCCGGAGGGCCAGAGGAGGCCUUCAGAGAAGAUAGCCAGCUUGAGACGCAGCAAGGAGAGCCAGACAAGAGAUGAGAGCACUGUAAACAUCAGCAGUAGCUCAAGUAGUAACACCCUCACCAGGAGGAAGGAUACCAGGAAGCAGAGUUCAUCCAAAGCUUCGCAGGAUACUGAGGCAAAAAGGAGUUCCAGUGCUGGAGUUCAGCCCAGCUACAGCACUCCCAGCCUUCAUGAUGGGACUCUGAGAAGACAAAAAGGGGACAGGGCUGAUAGGGAACCCCACGGUACAUAUGAAGGAAACUUGAAGACCAAGAAAGGCGAGCUGCCGAAGAGCCACGACGGACUUCUCUCCUUCUUCAAAGGUAACUUCCUGAAGAAGGAUAAGGACUCAAGGAAGUCCAAAGAGGGUGGGUCAUGGAAGGGUGGUAGUGAGGAAGGUGGCAGAAGGACCCUCUCCAGGCUGUCGCUGUCCAAUGGGGCAGCAGGAGGAGGAGCUGGGGUGGAGGGAGGCAAAUCUAAUGGCACAGACCAUUUGGGCGAUGAGCUGGCAAAUGGGAAGGCGGGACGAAGUACCACUGACAUCAAACGCUCCCAGAGCUCUUCCAACAUCCCCACCAAAGCGGAGCACAGCAUGCGCAGGACAGCAUCUUUGCAUCGUAACGGGAUGUCUACAGCCCCAGCGCCAUCGCGCAGCCUCACAACAGAUAAACCGUCUUACGGCACCCUGCAGAGGACUCGAUACAGCACAACCUCACUGGGACGCAAGAGGACGGUCCCCGAGUCCAGCUUCUAGCACCAAGAAAUUUAACACCUCCUCACACACACACACACAAGCCUCGCGUUUGUUAUGAAGUGAAUGACGUCCAGUCUCUGAGAUCAAAGCAAUAGAGCUCCACUCACAGUGGGUCGCCUUUUUGUUGCCAGAUAAUGAACUGGCUCCAGUGGUUUGCACCAUGGAGUUGAGAGACAUGCAGCAAAUGAAGGGUCAUUUAAUGCUGGGAUGGAAAGAACAGAAUGAAAUGACCUGUCCAUCACACCUAUGUGCAAGUCCAUUUUUACCCUGUUUUUAUGAUGUAAAACAAGUGCCUGAGCAACGAAUAUGCAGUUUAGACCAAUUACUUUGUCUGUUUAGCACUGGAAGCACGAAAUCCCUUACACACACGCACAAGCACACACACACACACGCACACAAACAUAAUAUCCACAUUUGUGUCUUAUUGCUGUAUUGGAAGUGUUGGAAUCCAUCACUUAAUUUUGAAUUCGUAUGGUUUGUCUGCUUGCAAGGAAGACACGCUGAUUGUGUUCAUUUAUGAGAAUGUAAUGUGUCCACUUGAUUGACGUUGGUGCUUUGAGGCUGCAGUUUCUAAUCAGUAGCAAUUGUUCAUCUUUAAUCCCUCAUUUAAUGUUUAUUUAAAGUAUGGGAUGGCUUUCAAACACAACAGAGUGUUUUCAUGAAGCACCUAUCUAUCCACAUGUGGCCACAAACUGCAGAUGUUGUUUAUUUGGGAUUGCAUUUGUAAUACAAUGACCUUUAACAGUAAUCAGUCGCCAGAGGUGUUAUUUUGACCUGAGUCUUAUUUUAAUCCAAACAAUGAAGUCCUACUAGGACCAGUAGCGAUUUAGAUGUGAGCCUGACUAUCAUCCCUGUAGCGGAAGAGAAAUUUGAAAUCAUCUGCUGAAUAAAAAUAUGUCUGCUGUAAAGUGUAAUAUCAGUACAAAUUCCAACCUUAGAGAAUGUACUCUAUGUACACCAAUUACUCAUACUGAAUGCAUUCCAUGGUUUUUUUUGUUUGUGUGAUCACCUUUCUUAGUUUAUGAUUCUUUCUUCAGCUGUCACACAGUUAACGUAGCUGCAUUCUGCCGGUGGUUUAUAUGGAAGUGGUGGCUGCAUUCAGCACAGCAAGAGUUUUUCUUCUGACUCAGAAUGCAGACUGAGGCACAUGUUGUUCUGAAAGCUUCCAGAAGCAGUGGCUAAUGGAAACAAUGCUUUCUCUUCAAUGUGUGUUUGAUCCAUUUUGUUAAAAAUGUGCACCAAAAGCGGCAACACCAGGAAAUUACCCCCCGAACAUUAAAUAGUGUUUUUGGCUUCACUCUAAUAGAGCUAAAAAUACUGCAGCCUAAGCUAUGGAAGACUUAUAUAAACAUAUAAUGUAUGCGGGAUAUAUAUAUAUAUAUAUAUAUAUAUACACAUAUACACAUAUAUAUAUAUAUAUAUAUAUAUAUAUAUAUAUACGGCUAUACAUGGACAUUUGCACAGUAAUGAGAUUUAAUUUGCACUUUACACAUGAGGAAAUGCUUUUCUCUAAUAAAAAGGCAGUUCAGUGACAUGGUUGAGAGUGAAAUGAAAAUGAUAGCACAGUGCCACCCUCAGAAAAAAGCUGUGACUGAAGAGUUAGCAUUGCAGAAUGGAGCUUUUGCCCUGAUAAUCAUGUGUAUGUUUAUGCCUGCAGUCUUUUGCCAUUUAGAGUUACUGUAAUUAUUCUGAACCUUGAUACCUUAGAAACACUAUGUAGUUUAUAUAUGCUUUUGUGCAAUGUCAAUUCUUUUUUGCACAAAUGGUAAAGUCUGUUUUUUUCCUUGGAGUUCAGUUGAGUGUAAUUGGAGCUGUGCAUCUGUUUAAAGAUGGAGGUAAAAUUUACUCAAGUCACAGUAUUCACAUGUGAAAGUGAGCAUGGUGAACCAUUGUUAAACUUGUGUUUGUCUAAAAAUGAAGUAACCCCACAGGGUCUAUCCACCACGAUUUAAAAGAAAGGAUUAAAAAAAAAAGUGUCAUUCGCUGCAAAAGCUGCAUUUUGUUAGAAAUCUGUCAGUCAGAAAUAUAGGGAAGGAGCCCGUGGAAAAUAAAAGACAAUGAAGGAGUUGAAGUAUCACGGAAGCCAGUUUUCUAUGCACAUCAUCAUAAAGCUCUUUGUGUUACUGCUUUAGUUCCACCUCGAACACUUGAAUCGACCUUUUCUCAAGUUUAUGCCAAGGUUACAUGCUUGUGUGUCUCAUGAACCAAAACACUGUAAGACACUCAUGACAUAACAGAUUUGUUUUUCAGAGGAGAGGGUUUAUUAUCUCAAUGUACAACCAUCCUUGUUGGGUGUUAUGUAUUGAGUGGCCAGAAAAGGAAAAUAGCACGCUAAAUUCUUAGAGUAAAUAUAUGGAUUCCCUUUUCCUUGUGCAAAACCCUUUAACCACACCCAACAUUUUCCUAAAGGCUAAUGCCAUUACUGCAUAUUUGUUAAAAAAUAAAUAUAUAAAGUAAUAUAAAUCACUUAGUUACUCCAGAGGAAGUUGCAUGUACUCCAGUGAUUUAGUGGCAUUGUGGGUAAUGUAGGCGUCAGGUUUUCUAAAAGUAGUUUACUGGUCUAGCACUGCACUGUAACACUGUUGGACUCAGUAUAAACUGUUUGAAACCAGAACCAGAUGUAUCACCUUUUUUAUUUCCACAUUCCUUUUCAAAGUCUUAAUGCCUACAGUACCCAAGAUGCAACUAAGCCACUAACUGACAUCACUGGAAGCAAUUUUCAGAUUACAUGCAGCUUCCACUUGAGCCACUAAAAAGCUUUACAAUAUUUUUUUCAUAUAUGCAAUUGCGCUCCACAAGAGGAUGAGGAAACCAAUGGAGUUACCCAAGACUCGUCCCUGCACAGAUAGCAUCAUGAUAUAAUGGCUGGCUCACUUUGCAGGGCAGGAUCAAUAUUUUUUUAAUCCUUCUGUUGACAUAAGUCCCAAACCAAAAAGGUCAGAUUGACAGGUCACUGAUUUUGUUGCAGGCAUUUGUCAGAGCUUUAAUAAGUGGCACAUUAACUAUACAUCUAAUCUAAAGCUUUGUUAGAAAAGGUUUUUGCUUUCCAGGGUUUUUGGUUUCAGGAUAUUUUUGCUUCUGCGACAAAUAUGUGAAAUAUUUGUGCAAUUGUGAAUUUAACUACUGAAAGCUAUAUCGAGUGCAUUGACUCACACGCAGCCCUCACAAGGACAUGCCUCGUUUGGUUUUCUGUCACACUUUCAGUGAGCUGAGCUUGUUUCAAAAAGUCCAAGCAAUAACAGUGGAAUGUUUUACUCAUUACUGUAUUUUUCUUUAGCUAUUUUUGACUCUGAAGUGCUGAACUGAGAUUGUCUAGAUGGCUUUGUAUUAAACAUAACAAAUGCAAGCAUUCAUUAGGCCGCCUCUGUAGCUGCGUCUAUCAUGACUUUGUGCUUUAAUACAUGAAACAUCUAUUUCUUUUAAUGUGCUUUGUGCACAUAUUCUAAAACUUACUUUGGAACAUCCAACUGUUAAUUCAAAUUUCAUCUCCAUAAUGUCUUAUUACGAACACGAACAUUCAUGCUUAUACAAAUUAUUACAGACACAACGCCCACCUUUUUUAAUAUCUAUUCAUUACAUUUUUCUGAGUGCCACCACCCACAGCAAGUAUAAAGUCAUGUCAGCCUAGACAAACACUGAUAAAUUCACUUGAACUUUGCUGCUCUAUGAGGAAAUGGCAGUCGAAGACAAUUAAUUGGAGGAAUCGAUGUGUUGCUGUGGAGUGUCAAGUUUAGAUAAAACCACAGAGGGGCUGUGUCGCAUCAUAAAUUUUGUAACAAAGUUUGUGUCUGGUUUUCUUUACAUGGCUCAACCCAGUUGUGGCCACACACACACACACACACACCAUGUUUACUCUGCCAAACUGAGCACUGUUGUUGAGUGUUAACGCAAUUUUUGUGAGAUAUGGGUUAAAGAUGUUUUUAUAUGUAAUUUUUCUACAUUUUAUAAAACAAUCUGUGUAUAUAUGUGUAGAUAGACACAGACCAGAACAGUGUGUGUGGAUGUGUGAGAGAGAAAUAGUGAAUAAAUAAGUUUAUUGUCACUGACCUUUGGCCUGUGGGAUGGAGUAAUUUGGGAAUAAAGAUACCAAGGUGUCGAUCUGGACUUCACAUGCAAUAUAUUCCAUGUUUUGCACGGUGUGGCGAGAAUGCUUUCACUGUAAACAACAGUUUCUGCCCAUACAUGGUGAUAUAUUGUUUUAUUUUUCAGUACAUUAAAUAAAAAGAUUAUUUACGACCGUG